AUGGGAUCUAAUGAAUCAUUGCUUCAUAUUUGCACAUGUUCUGAUUGGUUGAGAGGUCUGGAGUUCUGCCCACAACGACUUCGCAACCUCAAUGAGAUUAACAAGAUCCUCGCGCAUAGACCUUGGCUUAUUACCAAGCAACACAUACAGGCUCUGGUGAAGACAGGAGAACACAGCUGGUCUCUGGCAGAGCUGGUUCAUGCGGUCGUACUGUUGGCACAUUUCCAUGCCUUGGCUAGUUUUGUGUUUGGUAGCGGUGUCAACCCUGACCCUGAGGUCACAGAGGUCAACGGGGUCACGGAUGACCUUUGCCCUCCAGCCAUGGCAGGUUUAUGCACCUGCCACCUAACAAACAGCAACCAAGCCAACGGGAACCCCCUGCGUAACCCUGACACUGGGAGUGAGCUGGAAGCGCUGAUGGAGAGAAUGAAGCGAUUGUUGGAGGAGAGAGAAGAUGAUGAUGCGUCAGAGGAGGAGAUGUUCACUCGCUUUGAAAAAGAAAAGAAAGAGAGUCUUCUAGUGGUGUCUGCAGGGUUUGCUGAGGAAGUGGUGCCUCCUUCUCCCGUGGCUCGGUUUGUAGACGACCCGUCAUUUGGAUACCAAGACUUUGCGCGGCACGGAGAAGACAACCCACCCACUUUUAAAGCACAAGACUACACAUGGGAGGAUCAUGGUUUCUCUCUGGUGAACAGGUUGUACUCUGACAUCGGUCACCUGUUGGAUGAUAAGUUCAGAACAGCAUGUGAUCUUACCUAUUACAACAUGGCCAGUCACGAGGGGGUGGACACCAGCAUGCUGCGCAGGGCUCUCUUCAACUACGUCCACUGUAUGUAUGGAAUAAGAUAUGACGAUUAUGACUACGGUGAGGUGAAUCAGUUGUUGGAGUGCAGUCUGAAGGUUUACAUCAAAACAGUGACGUGUUAUCCAGAGAGAACCACGCGCCGCAUGUACGAGAACUACUGGCACCAGUUCAGACACUCCGAGAAGGUUCAUGUGAAUUUGCUUCUAAUGGAGGCUCGAAUGCAGGCAGAGCUGCUCUAUGCUUUGAGAGCCAUCACUCAUUAUAUGACCUGACCAAUCAGACUUCGCCAUUUAUAUGACCCGACCAAUCAAACCUCACCCACAAUAUAUGGACAUCAUUAUUAUACCUAAAUUCAACUAAAAAUGUUAUUAGCAAUUACUUUUGCGUAUUGAAUUCUUAUAAUUGUGUCCAAAAUUGUGUGUACUUAGACUGUUCUGAGUGACAACUAAAUGAAGAACACUGAAUACAGAGUAUAAUCCCAAAUAUCAAAAUGGGAUCUAAUGGCAUGUUCAAAAAAAUAUUCAUAAAGAAUUGUGGGUGGGCAGUCAUGACUUUAUCUUUCAUGGUCAGACAAACCCCAACAUUAAAACAGACUCAAAUCCUUGGACUUGACCUGAUCAAUCAGACAACAUCAUGACUUGACAAAUCACGUUAACGUGCAAUAUUUUUUCCUCACUGAAAUCUCACUUAUACUGUAAGCUGAAAUACUGGAGGACUGAGUUCACAUUUUGAAACAGGAAGUUGUCUUUUUUUCUUUUUUGCACAUCUGUAUUUUGGAACAGAGUACAGUUUUCCUUUUGUAAUAUCAAUAAUAGAAUGUGAGACUCCUGUAUGGAGAGAAAAAUUCUUUUUUUUUUGUUAAAUCCCUGUGCCUUUUUUUCUUUCACGUACCUUGUUUAUUUCAUAUUGAAUGUAUUGUUUAGAUUUUUUGCAGUUUGUUUCUAGGCUUUUCUCAGAUCAAUUUGGUUUGGUUUAGUUGUUUACCUGGAAGCUUUUGUAGCAUUAUUACUGUACUAUCAGUCCUUUACUAUUUCCUUUCCUUUCAGCCUCAGUGUUAUACUUUAGAUAGCAACAUACAUUUUUAAUAUACAUGUUGCUGCAAUAGCUCUACUAAUCACAUCUCAUGAUUUUAUUUCCGUGUGAGUGCGUGUGAGAGCUUUAACAUGAAGCUGAAGUAUUUGCACAUCUGUUGCACAUCUUUUUCAUUGGUGUGCCUCUGUGAAAGAAACCCAUGCACAGGAGCAUGAGAGAGUUCAUGUGUGUGAGUGAUUGCCUGUAGGGAGCUACUUUUGAUACUAUUGAUGUGAUCAUUACUGUCCAUCAAACCAUUUCUCAAAGGUUUAUUUAUAUCGCUCUAAGAAUCAUUGCUUCAUAUUUGCACAACUCUAAUCAAGGUGCAGCAUCAGUGUCCUUUAAAAAUAGAUUACGAUUGUGUCUGAAACAAAACGUAUAGUGAAAAGAUAAGCUUUAUAGAACGAGACAAAGUGUUGCCCGGUCCAAUCUCACGGACAGUGCCUUAUUCAUGUUUAGAAAUGCAGGUUAGAUUUCAUUUAGUCGUAUGUAUACCAGAGAUUGUUUCGUAUGUAUCAAUGGAGAAAGUAAAUCUGUCUUCAAAGUGCCUUUUAAACUUAGUUGCAAGUGUUUCAAAGUGUAUGCAGCAGAUUCAAUGGCAAACGUUUUUUGAAUACUAGGCAUAUGUGUUCUGUUGCAUUUCCUAC
Messenger RNA from Sinocyclocheilus rhinocerous, 2520 nucleotides. RefSeq names its product sestrin-3-like. Gene Ontology annotation, molecular function: oxidoreductase activity, acting on peroxide as acceptor; L-leucine binding. Gene Ontology annotation, cellular component: nucleus. The coding region runs from base 1 to 1074 and encodes 357 amino acids. Lineage: Eukaryota; Metazoa; Chordata; Actinopteri; Cypriniformes; Cyprinidae. Gene Ontology annotation, biological process: cellular response to L-leucine; regulation of response to reactive oxygen species; cellular response to leucine starvation. The transcript is spliced from 8 exons. The record is from RefSeq and is a predicted model, not a curated record.